AUGACCACAGAGGAAUGGGACUCCCUGCACUGCCCGAUAAGUCUAGUGAAUGACUGGAACUUCCUUCCCAGCGACGGUCCUGAACGUGCUCCGCGGCCUCCCGUUAAUUUUCCGAUUAACUGCGAUCCAGAGUUGAUGCGGUGCACUUUGACUGCGAUGCCUGCCAGCAGUCGUCUACAAUCGCAAUGCCGUCUCCCGCUGGGUUUGUUGAUUCACCCCUUCCGCGACGUCAAUGAUCUGCCUGUGAUCCAGACCUCAGUAAUCGUGCGCUGUCGCUCCUGCCGCACCUAUAUUAAUCCCUUUGUGAAGUUUCUGGACAAUAAUCGACGUUGGCGCUGUCCGGUCUGCACGCUAGCCAACACCCUGCCCGACGAGUUCUUCUACGACCCGGCCUCGCGCACCUACGGCGACCCCUCGCGCAAAUCAAUGCGCAUGAUCGUUCUGAAAGACUUGUCAGAGACCUUUUUGCCUGACCUGAAUGGAAUGGUUAACCGCAUCAAUGACAAUUUGGAGACCUUAACCAACUUCCUGCACCACCUUCCGGGCGAAUUCGCGAACACACAAGACACCGGCAAUUGUCUCGGUUUCACCCUCCAGGUAAUCAAUCACGUCUCCUGUUCCCUAUCUGUAACCACCAGCCCUAUUGCCCCACCUUUAAAAUCACACAAUAUAAACGUGCUACCGUAUGGUUUGUUGUUGCGGACGAAAGCAGUUACCGGCCUGGCUGCAAGCGCGGUCGUGGCAUAA
Molecule: messenger RNA, 747 nt
Organism: Dibothriocephalus latus
Lineage: Eukaryota; Metazoa; Platyhelminthes; Cestoda; Diphyllobothriidea; Diphyllobothriidae
Source: the annotation of a GenBank genome assembly